This is a messenger RNA of Limanda limanda (common dab), 980 nucleotides long. Its product is annotated as protein phosphatase 1 regulatory subunit 12B-like. Bases 228 to 776 code for a protein of 182 amino acids. The transcript is spliced from 7 exons. Gene Ontology annotation, cellular component: cytoplasm. Gene Ontology annotation, molecular function: protein kinase binding; enzyme inhibitor activity; phosphatase regulator activity. The record is from RefSeq and is a predicted model, not a curated record. NCBI's taxonomy places the organism in Eukaryota, Metazoa, Chordata, Actinopteri, Pleuronectiformes, Pleuronectidae.
AUCAGAUAUGCAAUGUCUCACCAUCACAUGAAGAUCACACUCGAGCUGCUCACUUUGACUAUCAGGAAACAUCUGACUUCCAUAUCCGUUGAUGAUAAAUGAAUUCAUCAAUUUCUUAUUUUGAGUUUUUUUCUUCUUCUUCUUUUAGUUUAAGAACUUUUUUUAAGUUCUUGUAGUUUGGACCACGUUACAUUAGAGCUGCAUGUGGCUUCAGCAGCUCGGGAGCGAUGUCAUCUCUACUUUCUCACAACAAAGAUCGGCCGCACAUUCGAAAGUCGCUCUCUGACUCUUCCCCGACUUCCUCCGCUGCCACCACCAGGAGCCUGAGGCAUGAAAGACUGUCAAGAUUGAGCUCAUCUGGAUCCUCGGAUGUUUCCAACGACUCGACAAAGAACCCGGCCGAGUCCUACUUUCAGCGCAGAGAGAACCGACUGUCCGCGAGGAAAAAGGCCGUAGAAGAGACAGAAAACAAUGACUAUAAAAAGAUGUAUGAAAAAGCCCUGUCCACAAAUCAAAGGCUCAAAUCCAAGUUGGAAACCAGUAAAGAGGAACUGGUCCUGAUUCAGGACCAGCUGCAGAAAGUUCAGAAUGGAAGAGCAGGAGAUUGUGGCUCCACUGUGCUGGAGGCAGAAAAGAAGGAAAGCUGGAGUCUUAAAAAGAGAAUAACAGAUAUGGAAGAUCAGUUGAAGGUUAAAGCAGAACUUAAGAUGGAGAACCAGAGGCUGAAAGAUGAAAAUGGAGCUUUAAUCCGUGUCAUCACUAAACUGUCCAAGUGAGACACGGAGAAGAUGGAAGAGGAGAACACGACACCAGAAGCUAUAUUUAAAUGUGUAUCAAUAAGGAGUAUCCCCCGGAAGAAUGAUUGUCUAUAUUUAUGAGUCAUUUUGUAAAUGUUAGCCCAUUCUUCACCUACAUCCAAAUGUACUGUAUUUAAAUAAGUUAGACUGCCUGAAGGAAAAUACAUUAAAUUGCAUUUUAUA